CUGUUCUGCCUCGCGGCUGCCGCCCCCUUACACACGGUCACGCUGAGCUAGCGCCCGGGCCUGGAAUCGGGCUUCAGUCUUCUCAGCCGCGCCCUCCUUCUCCCGCCUCCUGCGGACCAUGGACCCCCGCAAAGUGAGCGAGCUGCGGGCCUUCGUGAAACUGUGUAAGCAGGACCCGAGUGUCCUGCACGCUGAGGAAAUGCGCUUUCUGAGGGAGUGGGUGGAGAGCAUGGGUGGUAAAAUACCACCUGCUACUCAGAAAGCAAAAUCAGAAGAGAGUACCAAGGAAGAAAAAACAGAUAAUAAGAUGCCAGAAGAAAGCGUAAAGACAGAUGAACCCUCAAGUGAAGAAAGUGAUCUAGAAAUUGACAAUGAAGGUGUGAUUGACCCAGACACAGAUGCCCCUCAAGAAAUGGGAGAUGAAACUGUAGAGAUAACUGAAGAGAUGAUGGAUCAGGCAAAUGACAAGAAAGUGGCUGCCAUUGAUGCCCUCAGUGAUGGUGAACUACAGAAAGCCAUCGACUUGUUCACGGAUGCCAUCAAAUUGAAUCCUCGAUUGGCCAUUCUGUAUGCCAAGAGAGCCAGUGUCUUCAUCAAAUUACAGAAGCCAAAUGCUGCCAUCCGAGACUGUGACCGAGCCAUUGAAAUUAAUCCUGAUUCAGCCCAGCCCUACAAGUGGCGAGGCAAAGCACACAGACUUCUGGGCCAUUGGGAAGAAGCAGCACAUGACCUUGCUCUUGCUUGUAAACUGGACUAUGAUGAAGAUGCUAGUGCAAUGCUGAAAGAGGUUCAACCAAGGGCCCAGAAAAUUGCAGAACAUCGGAGAAAGUAUGAGCGAAAACGUGAAGAGCGAGAGAUCAAAGAAAAGAUAGAAAGGGUUAAGAAGGCUCGGGAAGAACAUGAAAGAGCCCAGAGGGAGGAAGAAGCCAGACGACAAUCUGGAGCUCAGCAUGGCUCUUUUCCAGGUGGCUUUCCCGGGGGAAUGCCUGGUAAUUUUCCUGGGGGCAUGCCUGGAAUGGCAGGUGGCAUGCCUGGGCUCAAUGAGAUUCUUAGUGAUCCAGAGGUUCUUGCAGCUAUGCAGGAUCCAGAAGUUAUGGUGGCCUUCCAGGAUGUGGCUCAGAACCCGGCAAAUAUGUCCAAGUAUCAGAGUAACCCUAAGGUCAUGAAUCUCAUCAGUAAAUUGUCAGCCAAAUUUGGAGGUCAAGCCUAAACGUCUUCUGACAAAGCCCUUGCUGAAGGAAAAGCAACCUAGAGCAUUCUGUGGAUGUCGCAAUAAUACAAACCAGUGUACCUCCGACCUUCUAAUCAAGAAAGCUGGGGUGC
Chrysochloris asiatica (Cape golden mole) is the source of this 1323-nucleotide messenger RNA. RefSeq names its product suppression of tumorigenicity 13 (colon carcinoma) (Hsp70 interacting protein) (gene ST13). NCBI's taxonomy places the organism in Eukaryota, Metazoa, Chordata, Mammalia, Afrosoricida, Chrysochloridae. The transcript has 12 exons. Bases 119 to 1210 code for a protein of 363 amino acids. Gene Ontology annotation, molecular function: Hsp70 protein binding; protein dimerization activity. The record is from RefSeq and is a predicted model, not a curated record.